AUGCGAUCUUCCACCGACCUUCUCCUCACACACCCUGCUUCAUGGCGAUCUAAACACGAUUUAGCCCCUUCGGCUGUGCUAAGCUGUGGAGAACAAUCCCCCACCCCCGAAACCCUUGCGUCCGCCCAUCACAACGCCCUCGACCAACCCACGAUCCAACCCCGCACACCCCCAAUGGCCCUCCAACCUAAACAAACCCCGAUUGUGCUGGUGAUCGACUUCCACCAUGCGCGGGGCCCGGAGAUUGAGCACUGUAUCGGCGACGAGGGAACGAGUCCGGCUACCGAGAAUGACUGGUCACUAUUACCGUUCAUGGCAUUGUCGGAUGGCGCACACCUGUCGACCGAGGAGUUCUCCUAUUUUACAUUGCGCCGGAAGGAAACUUCGACACUGCCCGCUACCUCGCUUUUCGGCAUUGCUUGCUGCCGCCAGCUCGACUCGAGUCUGUUGAUUAACCGCCCGCCGGAAGUGACUCGGUCGACUGUACAAAAGGCCGUGGUUGUGGUUACGGAUAGUCCGCAGAGGGUGGGUCAAUUGCGCGAGAAGUUAUCUGUGGUUACUUCGGCGUGGUUUGCUCAGCGGGAUUUCUCCGAUAUUGAUAUUUUGAGGAAAUUCCGCGAAGGCCUGGUGAUAAGCUUAUCAAAUGAUGAAUCAAAAGAUCAGAAUCUGGGCCUUUCCCUCCGAGAAAUGAUUCACGAAUUCAAGUACCAGACGCUAGUUCUAUUCAAAGGAUUAUUGCUACAGCCCAAGAUGCUCUUUUUCGGGACACGUUGCGAGCGUUUAUGCAUGAUUCAGUUCUCUCUGAUUUCUCUAAUACCCGGCCUCAUUAAUGCUCUUCAAGACUGCGCGGAUCCUUCAUUUGACAGCUACGCGGAGACAGUUGAGAAACCGACCUCGCUUAAAACGAGUGAUCGAAGCUCCUUGUUGGCCUAUAUGGGUCUGCCAUUACAAAUCUUCGGCAAGGGAAGCAUGUUCGGGCCAUAUACCCCUCUGCAGCAGCUGGAUCUGCUGGCCGAUGACGGGACCAAGUCAUACGUGGUGGGAUCAACGAACUCCCUGCUAUUGCAACAAAAGGACCGCUACAGCGACAUUUUAAUCAACCUUGACGAAGAUAGCAUCAGCAUCUCAUCCCUGCCCCUCCGUAAUGCACUCACACUCUCCGUGGCUGAUAGGCGCUGGAUCGAUCUUCUCACUCAGAUCGUCAACGACACGUGGGACGAAGCUCACCCAUCACGACCCAAGACCCUUGGUUUCAUGGGCUCGGAAGAGUUUAUUCGGUUACAGUUCGAAGAGUACCUCCUCGCGCUCCUCUCCUGCAUGAAAUACCACGAAGAACUCAACUCAUUAUCCGCCGGUGACUCCCUGCACCGAAGCAGAGCGCAAUUGCAAAAUUUCAAUAUCGAGGGCGACCCCGCUCUAGACUUCAACGCAGAGUUCCUCAUGCAGUGGCAGAAGACUCCCAACUACGCCCUCUUCUCGAGGCUAACCUCGGACGCGCUCCUCUUCUCCAUCACCGAGCCAAAACACCCAAGUGCUGGCGGUCUGACGAUGGAAGACGUCCAGCGCCGUCUAUCCCAACAAGUCGCCGAUCUUCAUCUGGACGAGCGCGUCCGAGAAGGCCGCGAAGCGCUGAACCGGCACUUGUCAACGGGUCAAAAGAAAGUAAGCGCCGCCUUCAACACCUUCUGGUCCGAUAUCGAGGCCAUGCGCGAAGCCCAGAGAAAACGCAACGAAGAGAAAGCCUCGUCAUCACAGCGCAGCUCAAUCGACAAAGAACCCCCCACCUCUCCACAAUCAGCAUCAACAGACUCUGCCUCCGAAACCGCCGGAUCAUGGUUCGGCGCACGCCAAAGACCAUCCAUCGAUGUAUCUCAAGCACAAACCUCGGUGACUGCAGCCAGCCAAAAGGCCGGAGCAUAUUUCAGCUCAUGGGGCUCAUGGGCAAGCGACAAGCGUCGCGAAUGGCAAGAAAAGCGCAGUUCCUCACCAAAUUCCAACUCCAACCCCGGCGUGAUCGCAUCACCAUCCACCCCGGUCCUACCCACAGUCAACGAGACAGUCUUCGACUCGGACCGUGGUCGCCGUCGCUCGAUGCAGCGACAAAGCGAAGACGCGGAAGGGUUAUCGCGCAGUUUGAGCCGUCGCAAGAGAUGGAGCAAUAUCAUUCUCCGCCGUGAAAGUGGCGAGUUCAAGCGUGAUGACUCUGAUGCCGCCGACGUGCCGUAUCCAAAGUCCCCCUUGUCCCAGGGUUCCCCGGCGUAUGCAGCCGAAAGCGAGACGAAGAAGACGGCCGAGCUGAACGUGCAGCAGGAGAAGACUCUUCCCGAGUCCCGUGCAGAUGACGAUGGAUUCACAUCCGUGUCCCUAGCACCCCAGGAAGGGCUGUGCGUGGAUAUGAAUCCCGAGAAGAGACAGUCUGCUACUGUUUCUGCAGAUGAUACGGUAACUGUGCUUCCUGUUAAACAGGAGGGGCACACUUCCGAACUGAACCAGGACUCGGUCAAGGAGUCUGUCAGUACCCAGUGA
Penicillium daleae is the source of this 2526-nucleotide messenger RNA. RefSeq lists its product as uncharacterized. Gene Ontology annotation, cellular component: cytoplasm. Lineage: Eukaryota; Fungi; Ascomycota; Eurotiomycetes; Eurotiales; Aspergillaceae. The record is from RefSeq and is a predicted model, not a curated record. The transcript has 10 exons. Bases 1 to 2526 code for a protein of 841 amino acids.